Messenger RNA from Annulohypoxylon truncatum, 1130 nucleotides. Its product is annotated as DJ-1/PfpI family protein. The coding region runs from base 270 to 965 and encodes 231 amino acids. The record is from RefSeq and is a predicted model, not a curated record. The transcript is spliced from 2 exons. Gene Ontology annotation, molecular function: glyoxalase III activity. NCBI's taxonomy places the organism in Eukaryota, Fungi, Ascomycota, Sordariomycetes, Xylariales, Hypoxylaceae.
CGAAAUUCUACGAGUUUCUUAGCCACCGUCAUACGAGCGUGUAUAUUGUGAAAAUCUUUUGUUAUCAAGGGUUUGAUGUUUUUGGUAUAUAAACACUGGACGUCAUCGAUUUUGAGAAAGGAUAUUGUCGAAUCUUUUGAAUAUAACAUCUUAAAGCAUAAUAGCUUGUAAUAAAUAGAGCAUUUUACACUAUCUAAUACCGCCGUCCAUACGUCAUCUUACUAAAAACACCUUCGAUACACAAACCUCAGCUGAAAAAGACAACCAUAAUGGCGCCUAAAGUACUCGUCGUCCUAACCUCAUACGGCCGCAUCGAGAGCAUCGGACAGCCCACCGGCUGGUACCUGCCCGAGUUUGCGCACCCCUACGAAGUUCUCUCGAAGAAGGGCGUAGAGAUCGUAACCGCGUCGCCGAAGGGCGGCGUCGCGCCGCUGGACCCAGGGUCGGUCGAGGCGUUCAAGGGGGAUGCCAGCGCGGCCAACUUCCACGCGACCAAGGCGGCGCUGUGGGAACAGACGGCGCCGAUCUCGAGCUUCCUGGGCAAGAGUUCCGACUUCGCCGCGCUGUUCUACCCGGGCGGGCACGGGCCCAUGUUCGACCUGGCCACGGACGCCGACAGCAUCGCGCUGAUCAACGAGUUCGUGGCCGCCGGCAAGCCCGUCGCCGCCGUGUGCCACGGGCCCGUCGUGUUUGUGAACGUCGAGCUGCCCGGCGGCAAGAAGCUGCUCGCUGGCAAGGAGGCGACGGGGUUUAGUAAUGCGGAGGAAGAUGCUGUGGGCAUGAGCAAGCAUAUGCCGUUCGCGCUCGAGGAUAAGAUUAAGGAGGCUGGUGCGAUUUAUAAGAAGGCGCCGGAGCCGUGGGCUCCGCUUACGCUGGUCCAGGAUGGUGGGAAGUUCAUUACGGGACAGAAUCCGGCGAGUUCGGUGGGGGUUGGGGAGGCGCUUGCUAAGGCUAUUGGUGUUUAAGGGGUGAUGUUUGUGUAGGUAUCCGUGAUGAGGAAUGGAAGGACGAGGGAAAGAUUGGAGAGGAAAAGGGGCGAGGUUGUUUUACGCACGUAAAAAUGAUACCAAUCGUUACACGUUCAACAGUCAUCGGAGGAUAAUCUGCAUGAAUAUGAGGAAUAAUGAAUG